UUCCUGAGACAGAGAAACCAGUAAAUUCCACAGCUCAGACGACAAACCAUAGGAUGGAUCCUAGAUGUAAAACAGUAGAUCCAGAUAAGGAUCUUGUGGACUGGCACAAACCAUUGCUCUGGCAGGUGGGCCAUUUGGGGGAGAAAUAUGACGAGUGGGUGCAUCAGCCAGUGGACCGGCCAAUUCGCUUUUUCCAUUCAGAUUUCAUAGAGUCCCUCUCUAAAACAGCAUGGUACAUCGUUAUCAUGGUGUGGAUCCCUGUGGUGCUGUAUCUCAGCUGGGUCUGCUACACGUCUCUUGCACAGGGAACUACCAGACUUUUUUCGUCAUUCACAACAGAGUACUCCAUCCCUGUGCACAAGUACUUCUUCCCAUUCAUCUUCGUGCUGGGAAUGUUCCUGUGGUCCUUAAUAGAGUAUCUCAUCCAUCGCUUUCUCUUCCACAUGAAGCCACCUGCUAGUAACUAUUAUCUCAUCACACUGCAUUUCUUGUUGCAUGGCCAGCAUCACAAGUGUCCGUUUGACAGCUCCCGUCUGGUCUUCCCUCCUGUGCCUGCAUCGCUGGUGAUUGGGUUUUUCUACACCCUCUUGCGCCUGCUGCUCCCUGAAGCAGUUGGCAUGUCCAUGUUUGUCGGCGGGCUGUUUGGUUAUGUUGUCUACGACAUGACUCAUUACUACCUGCACUACGGCUCGCCAAAGAAAGGCACCUACCUGUACGGGCUGAAGGCUUAUCACGUGAAGCACCACUUCGAACACCAAAAAUCAGGCUUUGGCAUCACCAGUCGAUUUUGGGACCGUCCAUUUAAAACACUAAUCCCAGAGGAAACCUUUGAGAAAGAGGAUUAACAUCCAUGGCUCCCCUGCUUGGCAUCUGGCUCCUGUGUCCCUGGUGUGCCACGCUGCCACCUCCCCUUCCACCAGCACAGGACGUUGUGGGGGGGCAUCCACCUUUGCAGAACUGAAUGACUGGGAGUAAAGGCCCCUCGACCAUGGAGGGAGAACUCUGCUCUGUGUUGCUGGCUUCUGUCACUCUGACCUCAUGGCCUCUGCCCAGCUCCUGAGAGGCAGCGGCGCCUGUGAGUUUAAAGGCAGGUAUUUCUCCUGAGAGGGAUCUACACAGUGUUCUCUAAUGAUGCCUUAAAGGUCGUCAUGCCCCUCAGCGUGGAGCAGUAACUUUGUGUGUUUGCAGUGAGUCCGCCAGGAGAAGAGGUGGCUGCUGUGUAAGUGCUCUGGGUUUCUUUGCUCUGAGCUCAUCAGCAAGGAGGGAGGAAGGAAUGGGGACAAGAACUAACUGCCAAGUCAUGAGCUGCAUCUAAACCAUCCUUGCAACCUGCGUUGUAAACACCACAGCAGGCUGCAACCAGCUCUGGGGGGAGCUGCAGCUCAGGGAGACUUCAGAUCCCAUGAUGCACUAAAUUCUGCAUCCAACUGUCCUGGCCCAGUGCUGAACUGGCCGUUCUGGUCAAGAGGAAGCAUUACAUGCUGUGACCUGUAUUCUCUAUGGGUGGCAUCUCCCCAUUCCAGAUGGGAAAGGGGAGUCUGGGCCUUAGGGGAAGACUCGGCAGGCAGCCACAUGCAGUCCCACUGUUGGCGCUGGAGUGAAGGGAUAGAUGCUUCAGCUCUCCAAAUGCCAGGGGCUGGCCCCACUCCCAAGGGCUUGUUAAUUCCAAGUGAAGCAUGGCAGUACACAGAGGAGGAGGGGCUGCCACUCUGUUGGACACUGGCUUCCCGUCCUGCUCGACAAUUGGGGCCCAGUGCUGUC
Messenger RNA from Chelonoidis abingdonii (Abingdon island giant tortoise), 1761 nucleotides. RefSeq names its product fatty acid 2-hydroxylase (gene FA2H). Gene Ontology annotation, molecular function: iron ion binding; fatty acid 2-hydroxylase activity. NCBI's taxonomy places the organism in Eukaryota, Metazoa, Chordata, Testudines, Testudinidae. Gene Ontology annotation, biological process: lipid biosynthetic process; fatty acid metabolic process. The record is from RefSeq and is a predicted model, not a curated record. Gene Ontology annotation, cellular component: membrane; endoplasmic reticulum.